Yarrowia lipolytica CLIB122 is the source of this 1140-nucleotide messenger RNA. RefSeq lists its product as uncharacterized. The record is from RefSeq and is a predicted model, not a curated record. Lineage: Eukaryota; Fungi; Ascomycota; Dipodascomycetes; Dipodascales. Gene Ontology annotation, molecular function: L-serine:pyruvate transaminase activity; L-alanine:glyoxylate transaminase activity. Gene Ontology annotation, cellular component: peroxisome.
AUGACCGACAUUACCAUGAUCCCCGGCCCCAUUGAGUUCGACCCCGAGGUCCUCUCAGCCAUGUCGCACCAGUCGGUGGCCCACAACUCUCCCCAGUUUGUGGAGGUGUUUGGCUCCGUGCUCACCGAUCUGCGGGCUCUGUUCAAGUCCACCGACCCCAAGGCCCAGCCCUUUGUCAUUGCUGGCGGAGGAACCCUCGGCUGGGAGAUUGUUGGAGCCAACCUUCUCAAGCGAGAUGACAAGGCUCUGGUCAUUUCUACCGGAUUCUUUUCCGACGCAUUCGCCGACUGCCUCAAGGUCUUCUGCGACCACGUCGACGUCAUCUCUGCCCCCGCUGGCGAGGCCCCCUCUCUCGGUGAGAUCGAGACCGCCCUCAAGAAGGAGAAGUACAACCUCAUCACCCUGACCCACGUCGACACCUCUUCCGGAGUCGUGAUCGACAUCAAGGCCAUCUCCGAGCUCGUCCACAAGGUCUCUCCUGACACGCUCGUUGUCGUGGACGGUGUCUGCUCCGUCGGAGUUGAGCCCAUCUCCUUUGACGACUGGGGAUUGGACUUUGUGCUCACCGCCCCCCAGAAGGCCAUUGGUGCCCCUGCCGGCCUCUCCAUCUCCAUGGCCUCCCCCCGAGCCGUUGCCAAGGUUGAGUCUCUCGAGAAGAUCCCCGUCUACUUUGGCAACCUCAAGAAAUGGCUGCCUAUCAUGCAGGCCUACGAGGCCCGAAAGCCCGCCUACUUCUCCACCCCCGCCGUGCAGAACGUGUACGCCCUGCAGGUUGCCCUCAAGCAGAUUCUUCACAACGGUAUCUCGCUGGACCAGCGUUUCGAGAACCACAAGCAGGUCUCCGACAAGAUCAAGAAGCAGAUCAACGACUGGGGUCUCGAGAUUAUCGCCAAGCCCGGUCUCGGCGCUCACGGCCUCACUUGCAUCUACCUCCCCGAGGGCGUGACUCUCCCCGACUUUCUCCCCAAGGUUGCCGCUAAGGGCGUGACUCUGGCCGGCGGUCUGUUCAAGGGCAUCAACACAAAGUACUUCCGAUUCGGCCACAUGGGUGUUUCUGCCGUCGACCCCAAGCGGGAUGAUGUUGACCGAACUCUUAAGGCCAUCCACGACUCUCUUGUCGAGGCUGGUUACAAGUGCUAA